This is a messenger RNA of Scomber scombrus (Atlantic mackerel), 2429 nucleotides long. RefSeq names its product MTSS I-BAR domain containing 2b (gene mtss2b). Gene Ontology annotation, cellular component: cytoplasmic side of plasma membrane; actin cytoskeleton. Gene Ontology annotation, biological process: plasma membrane organization; cell projection assembly. The record is from RefSeq and is a predicted model, not a curated record. NCBI's taxonomy places the organism in Eukaryota, Metazoa, Chordata, Actinopteri, Scombriformes, Scombridae. Gene Ontology annotation, molecular function: phospholipid binding; actin binding. Bases 1 to 2403 code for a protein of 800 amino acids. The transcript has 15 exons.
AUGGAGACCGUGGAGAAGGAAUGCGGGGCCCUCGGGGGUCUAUUCCAGGCGAUUGUCAACGACAUGAAGUGUUCCUAUCCUGUGUGGGAGGACUUCAGUGCCAAGGCCACCAAACUCCAUUCCCAGCUCCGAACCACUGUUCUGGCUGCUGUGGCUUUCCUGGAUGCCUUUCAGAAGGUAGCGGACAUGGCCACCAACACUCGAGGGGCAACCAGAGAUAUUGGUUCAGCUCUGACCAGGAUGUGCAUGAGGCAUCGCAGCAUUGAGGCCAAACUUCGCCAGUUCACCAAUGCUUUGAUGGAGAGUCUGAUCAAUCCUCUCCAGGACAAGAUUGAGGACUGGAAGAAGACCGCCAACCAGCUGGACAAGGAUCAUGCCAAAGAGUACAAGAGGUCACGCCACGAGAUCAAGAAGAAGUCAUCUGACACCAUGAAACUACAGAAGAAGGCUCGUAAAGAGAUCCAGGGGCGAGGAGACCUGCAGCCCCAGGUGGACAGUGCCAUGCAGGAUGUGACCGACAUGUGCCUGUUGAUGGAGGAGACAGAGAAGCAGGCGGUGCGGCGCGCUCUGGUGGAGGAAAGGGGUCGCUUCUGCACCUUCAUCGGCUUCCUUCAGCCAGUCGUGAACGGAGAGAUCGCCAUGCUGGGAGAGAUCACCCACCUCCAGGCCAUCAUCGAUGACCUCACUGUGCUGACGACUGACCCUCACAAACUGCCCCCUGCUAGUGAACAGGUGAUUAAAGAUCUGAAGGGGUCAGAUUACAGCUGGUCCUAUCAGACCCCUCCGUCAUCCCCAAGCAGCUCUUGCUCACGCAAGAGUAGCAUGUGCAGCGCCCACAGUAGCGCCUCCCGUUCGUCAGGGGGAGGCGGUAGUGGUGGCAUUGGUGGCGGUGGUGGAGGCUCCCUGCCCCACUCACCGACCUCCUCCUCAUCCUCCUCCUCCUAUCGCUACCGCAGCAGCCUGCCGCACCAGUCUCUGCCACCGGGGGGCAUCGCAGCCCACCGCCUCAGCAGCGUCUCCUCACACGAUUCAGGCUUCGUCUCACAGGAUGCGAACAUUUACUCCAAGCCCCCCUCACCCAUGCCCUCCGACAUCACCAGUCAGAAGUCAUCCAGCUCAGCAUCGUCAGAGGCCUCAGAAACAUGCCAGUCAGUCAGUGAAUGCAGCUCCCCCACCACUGAUUGGUCCAAAGCAGGUCAGUAUGAGCAGCCAGUGGCUGCGGCAGCAGUUCAGAGGAGAAAGGAACCUCUCGACAGGCUGAGGGAGAACGAGGCGUCGCCAAGCUCACAUGGCUACGCCGGACCAUCACACGCUGAUGAUGGGCAGAGGACCAGGAUCAACCCAGCUUCUAUUGCUGCCAAGCAUGGAGACGAGGUUUCUCCAGCAGCCAGUGAUCUGGCCAUGGUGCUGACCAGAGGACUGAGUAUGGAGCAGCAGAAAAGCAGCAGAGACUCCCUGCAGUACUCCAGUGGCUACAGCACAGAGACCACCACCCCAUCCUGCUCUGAGGACACAAUCCCCUCACAAGGUUCAGAUUAUGACUGCUACUCAGUCAACGGUGAUGCUGAAGGCCCAGAUGGACAGACCGAGUUCGACAAGUCCUCCACCAUUCCUCGCCACUCCAACAUCGCCCAGAACUACCGGCGUAUGAUCCAGACCAAGAGGCCAGCCAGCACGGCUGGUCUACCUAGCGGGGUGCUCGGUCCCGGGGGUCAUGUGAUACCAGGACAGCCUGGUGGAGCUGGUGGGGGUGGAAUAGGGACACCAGGUACUGCCACCAUCCGCCGAACCCCAUCUACCAAACCAGGUGUUAGGCGCACCCUGUCCAACGCAGGGCCCAUCCCCAUUCGACCACCCAUUGUGCCUGUCAAGACACCCACUGUUCCCGGAGACUCACAUUCGCCUGGUGCGGGUGGCAGUGGAUACGCAGGUGGAGGGCAUGCAGGUGGCGUGCCUGUGCGUGUCGGCAGUGAGGAGUGCGUGUUCUUCACCGGAGUGGAGGAUGCACAGGGAGCGCUUGAUUAUGUGAAGGCAUCACCCAAGCGCCUAAGCCUGCCUAACACCGCCUGGGGGUCAGGGGCGGCAUUGGAGGUCUACGCCCAGCAGCAUGGGGGCCUUGCAAUGGGAACAGCUUCAGGAUCAGAGGAGGAUCAGAUGAUCGCGGCGAAUCGGCACAGCCUAGUGGAGAAGAUCGGCGAAUUGGUAGCCAGCGCGCACGCCCUAGGAGAGGGUCAGUUUCCUUUCCCCGCUCUCCCUGAUGACCCAGCCCCACCGGCUACUGGCUCCAUCGACGCUCAAACAGGGACAGAGGGUGCAGAGGGUGACAUGUUGACCACCAUCAGGAGAGGAGUCCGACUUCGCAAGACCGUCUCCAAUGACCGAUCGGCGCCACGCAUCUUGUGAUUGGAGUAGAAGCAGAAAGGGGAAGA